AUGAGCGAUACAGGUCAUUUCCGCGAGAAUCUGCAAAAUUCAAAUGAUGGGAAUCUGCUAGACAACUCAAAUGAAGACACCACCCAGUCAAUUCAAUCGAAUUCAGACAGUACCCAAGUUGUCGUUUCUCUUGGGUCAACAGGCGAUUCAGCUGUGGGGGAGGGUCAUGAUUUAGUUCGGGAUGCUGAACCACGUGCCACCCAAGAAUGCGCAAGUGCAAAACCGUCUUUUAGAACUUGCUUGCCUUAUAAAGAGACCAAAGGCAAAUAUACAAUAUACGACUUCAGGGUUCUCCGAACUUUAGGCACUGGAUUUUUUGGCCGUGUUCACCUGGUAAAAUCUAACCACAAUGGAAGGUAUUACGCUAUGAAAGUAUUUCGCAAACGAAAUAUCGUGAAAGCCAAGCAAGUCGAACACACAAACGACGAGCGCAGAAUACUGGCGUCGUUACAACACCCAUUUAUCACUCGAAUGUGGGGAACCUUUCAAGAUUCUAAGUCCAUAUUUAUGGUCAUGGACUAUAUUGAAGGCGGGGAGUUAUUUUCACUUUUAAGGAAGUCCAGAACUUUUCCAAACCAAGUUGCAAAGUUUUACGCUGCCGAGGUUCUUUUGGCUUUGGAGUACCUCCACUCGAAAAAUGUAAUAUAUCGCGAUUUAAAGCCAGAAAAUAUCUUGCUUGCUAGGUCUGGGCAUAUCAAGCUAACGGAUUUUGGUUUUGCAAAAGAAGUCGAAACUACCACUUAUACGCUGUGUGGAACUCCCGAUUAUAUCGCACCAGAGGUCAUCGCUGUUCAAGCCUACAACAAAUCAGUUGACUGGUGGUCUUUUGGUAUACUAAUAUACGAGAUGUUGGUUGGAACAACCCCUUUCUAUGACUCGUCACCACUCAAGAUUUAUGAAAAGAUUACCAAUGGAAUGUUCUCAAUACCCGAACACAUCCAACCAGAAGCUAAAUCGAUCCUCAAAGGGCUGAUUAAAAAAGAUGUCACCUACAGGUUGGGAAAUUUACAAAAUGGAAUCGACGACAUCAAACAACAUCCAUGGUUUGAAGAAGUGGUCUGGGGAAAUCUCAUCAACGGAAAAAUCGAGACCCCUUACGAACCCAAUAUUCCCAAUGGCGUUGGCGAUAGUUCUCAAUUUGAGAUAUACCCAGAGGAAAAUUAUGAUUACGGAAACUAUAACGAUCCGGACGAAUUUGGGCUUUACUUUCCAGACUUUUGA
Molecule: messenger RNA, 1221 nt
Organism: Ogataea philodendri
Lineage: Eukaryota; Fungi; Ascomycota; Pichiomycetes; Pichiales; Pichiaceae
Exons: 1
Coding region: 1-1221 (406 amino acids)
Biological process (GO): peptidyl-serine phosphorylation
Cellular component (GO): cAMP-dependent protein kinase complex; nucleus
Molecular function (GO): cAMP-dependent protein kinase activity; ATP binding
Source: RefSeq, a predicted model, not a curated record